This is a messenger RNA of Effrenium voratum, 2310 nucleotides long. The record is from the annotation of a GenBank genome assembly. NCBI's taxonomy places the organism in Eukaryota, Dinophyceae, Suessiales, Symbiodiniaceae.
AUGAACAAGAAUGCAGCCGACUUCUCCAAGUACAUGGGCGGUUCCAAGGGUGGUUCCCAGACUGGCAACUAUCAGCAGUACAUGAACAAGUAUGCGGCCGACUAUUCCAAGUACAUGGGUGGUUCUCAGGGUGGUAGCCAGGCUGGCAGCUACCAGAAAUACAUGGACAAGUAUGCGGCUGACUACCAGAAGUACAUGGGCGGGUCCCAGGGUGGUUCCCAGUCUGGCGACUUCCAGAAGUACGUGCAGUUGAAUGCUGAUGUUGAGCACAAGUCGGACAAGACGGACACGUCGGAGAAGUCUGACAAAGGUUCCCAGCCAGGCAACUAUCAGCAGUACAUGAACAAGUAUGCGGCCGACUAUUCCAAGUACAUGGGUGGUUCUCAGGGUGGUAGCCAGGCUGGCAGCUACCAGAAGAUGGACAAGUAUGCGGGCCGACUAUUCCAAGCUGGCAGCUACCAGAAGUACAUGGACAAGUAUGCGGCUGACUACCAGAAGUACAUGGGCGGGUCCCAGGGUGGUUCCCAGUCUGGCGACUACCAGAAGUACGUGCAGUUGAAUGCUGAUGUUGAGCACAAGUCGGACAAGACGGACACGUCGGAGAAGUCUGACAAAGGUUCCCAGCCUGGCAACUAUCAGCAGUACAUGAACAAAUAUGCGGCCGACUAUUCCAAGUACAUGGGUGGUUCUCAGGGUGGUAGCCAGGCUGGCAGUUUCCAGAAAUACAUGGACAAGUAUGCGGCUGACUACCAGAAGUACAUGGGCGGGUCCCAGGGUGGUUCCCAGUCUGGCGACUUCCAGAAGUACGUGCAGUUGAAUGCUGAUGCUGAGCACAAGUCGGACAAGACGGACACGUCGGAGAAGUCUGACAAAGGUUCCCAGCCAGGCAACUAUCAGCAGUACAUGAACAAGUAUGCGGCCGACUAUUCCAAGUACAUGGGUGGUUCUCAGGGUGGUAGCCAGGCUGGCAGCUACCAGAAAUACAUGGACAAGUAUGCGGCUGACUACCAGAAGUACAUGGGCGGGUCCCAGGGUGGUUCCCAGUCUGGCGACUACCAGAAGUACGUGCAGUUGAAUGUUGAUGUUGAGCACAAGUCGGACAAGACGGACACGUCGGAGAAGUCUGACAAAGGUUCCCAGCCUGGCAACUAUCAGCAGUACAUGAACAAGUAUGCGGCCGACUAUUCCAAGUACAUGGGUGGUUCUCAGGGUGGUAGCCAGGCUGGCAGCUACCAGAAGUACAUGGACAAGUAUGCGGCUGACUACCAGAAGUACAUGGGCGGGUCCCAGGGUGGUUCCCAGUCUGGCGACUACCAGAAGUACGUGCAGUUGAAUGCUGAUGUUGAGCACAAGUCGGACAAGACGGACACGUCGGAGAAGUCUGACAAAGGUUCCCAGCCUGGCAACUAUCAGCAGUACAUGAACAAGUAUGCGGCCGACUAUUCCAAGUACAUGGGUGGUUCCCAGGGUAGUAGUCAGGCUGGCAGCUACCAGAAGUACAUGGACAAGUAUGCGGCUGACUACCAGAAGUACAUGGGCGGGUCCCAGGGUGGUUCCCAGUCUGGCGACUACCAGAAGUACGUGCAGUUGAAUGCUGAUGUUGAGCACAAGUCGGACAAGACGGACACGUCGGAGAAGUCUGACAAAGGUUCCCAGCCAGGCAACUAUCAGCAGUAUAUGAACAAGUAUGCGGCCGACUAUUCCAAGUACAUGGGUGGUUCCCAGGAUGGUAGCCAGGCUGGCAGCUACCAGAAGUACAUGGACAAGUAUGCGGCUGACUACCAGAAGUACAUGGGCGGGUCCCAGGGUGGUUCCCAGUCUGGCGACUACCAGAAGUACGUGCAGUUGAAUGCAGCGGCUGCAGCCAAUGGAUCCAGCACUUCCGCCAAGGCUGACAUGGUGCAACUGCCGGACAGCCCGAGGAAAGAAGCUCUGCGGAAGGAGCUGCAGAUGGAGCGCCAGCGCCUGCAGCGGGAGCUCCAGAGAGAGCAGGAGAAGCGGCAGAAGGAAAAGGAGGCCUUGAAGGAGGAGCUGGCGCGAGAGGCCAAGGAGGCAGCAGAGGCGGAGGCGUCCAAGGCGAAGGCGGAGGCGUCGAAGGCAGAGUCCGAGGGCAAAUCCGAGCCCAAGGUGCUGUCGGCGCUGGAGUCCAGCGGAGCGCAGCAUGCGCCGCUCUGCCUGGUCUUCGCGGCCCUGGGGACCGUCGGGGCGGUGAUGCUCUUUCUGCACAGGAGCCGACAGCUCGCAGUGCCCAAGGAGGAUCUGGGCCCGGACUACAUGCUCCAUGUGGAGGCCCCGCUGUCGGUGGUGUGA